UGAGUGUCUGUCUUGUCGUAGUCUACUCACUACUGUCUAGCGUCUAACCGACUCUAACCUGAAACCUCUAAGUUCUAACUUUGUUAUUGCGGAGUAACUAUAUUUUUUUUAUUUAAAGUUAUUUAAUAAGUUACUUUCACGAAUAAAAAUACCAUUGUAAAUUUUGACUAGGUGAACAUUGAAGUAGUCGUUUCCCUUUUUCCUCAGUGAAGCGAGAAAUCGCAGAGAGGCCGAUAUCUUUAAUACUGUUUAUCAUAUAUUGUUUCACACGAGGUAAUUCAAUAUGAGUGAGUCGGAAGCUAAUGUCAAUCCUAAAGCGUACCCAUUAGCAGAUGCAGCCCUGACUGCCAAAAUUUUAAAUCUGGUACAACAAGCAGCAAAUUAUAAACAGCUCCGUAAAGGUGCAAAUGAAGCUACUAAAACUUUAAACAGGGGUCUCUCUGAAUUUAUUAUAAUGGCAGCAGAUGCAGAACCCUUAGAAAUUGUUUUGCACAUUCCGAUAUUAUGUGAAGAUAAAAAUGUUCCAUAUGUGUUUGUAAGGUCGAAACAAGCGUUGGGGCGCGCAUGUGGUGUAUCUCGCCCUAUAAUAUCGUGCUCAAUUACAAUUAAUGAGGGCUCUCAGUUAAAGCCACAAAUACAAAGCAUUCAACAAGAAAUUGAAAGACUUUUAGUUUAAGAUGUAUGUGUACAGCUUAUUUUUUAAUACAAAGUAUGAAUAAA
This is a messenger RNA of Pieris rapae (cabbage white), 720 nucleotides long. It is a transcript of the gene hoip, whose product is annotated as NHP2-like protein 1. Gene Ontology annotation, cellular component: box C/D methylation guide snoRNP complex; small-subunit processome; nucleolus. The record is from RefSeq and is a predicted model, not a curated record. Bases 284 to 676 code for a protein of 130 amino acids. The transcript is spliced from 2 exons. Gene Ontology annotation, biological process: maturation of SSU-rRNA; ribosome biogenesis; mRNA splicing, via spliceosome. NCBI's taxonomy places the organism in Eukaryota, Metazoa, Arthropoda, Insecta, Lepidoptera, Pieridae. Gene Ontology annotation, molecular function: RNA binding.